This is a messenger RNA of Cyphellophora europaea CBS 101466, 279 nucleotides long. RefSeq lists its product as uncharacterized. The record is from RefSeq and is a predicted model, not a curated record. The annotation marks the transcript as partial. The transcript has 2 exons. NCBI's taxonomy places the organism in Eukaryota, Fungi, Ascomycota, Eurotiomycetes, Chaetothyriales, Cyphellophoraceae.
GAAUCAGCGGCAGCAACCUUCGAUAGGUGUUUCUGUCAGGUCAGCGCCGCAGCUGCGGUCCAUCCGACUGCUUUCAUCUUCACGGCCCAUGACCUACAACGGAAUCCACUGACUGUCUGGCCUUCGAUUGAAUAUCCGGCCCUGACCCAGAAUCCCAAGGUCAAAGAAAUCUACAGAGUCGAUCCUCGGCCUGUCGAGCACGGUGGCGGAAAGAUUGAGCUUCUAUGGAGUCGUUACAGGAAGGACGAUGAGCUGGAAAUCACAGACACGUGCCCUGUC